This is a messenger RNA of Zophobas morio, 10785 nucleotides long. RefSeq lists its product as uncharacterized. Gene Ontology annotation, biological process: innate immune response. The transcript has 6 exons. The record is from RefSeq and is a predicted model, not a curated record. Gene Ontology annotation, cellular component: cytoplasm. Gene Ontology annotation, molecular function: protein binding. Lineage: Eukaryota; Metazoa; Arthropoda; Insecta; Coleoptera; Tenebrionidae. The coding region runs from base 123 to 5660 and encodes 1845 amino acids.
CAUGCUUGUGGUCGCAAGUCAAAGUGAGAACGUGGCGGACUGAGUGUUUUCUCUCUAGUUGACUGCCAUUUAUUGAACCCGAUUUAAACAUUUAGCCUUCACUAGUGGCUGCAUCUUCAUAAAUGGAACAAAUCGAGAGAUUUAAAAAGAGGUCCGGCACAACUGACAAAGGCAAAGAAUACGAAGAUGUGGUUGUCGCCAGUGUUGUACUAAAUUUAGUAAACGACCAAAAACUAACAAACUUUCACAUUUCAUCAAAUGAUGCAGAUUUCGGUGCUUUUGAUGAUAUAGUGAUAAAACUUGAACCGGAUGAGGGAAACGAAGUACACGUAAAAGCGGUGCAGUUGAAGCACACCGCGACGAAAACUUUAUCCACAAAAAAUCUAGGUUCAAAAAAUGGAGACUUUAGCAUAAAUAGAUAUUACAAAAGUUUUGAAGAAAUUAAGAAACACGCAGAUCAAUUUAUAUUGUUUACCAACCGAUCGUUUAAGUGUACGCACAAUGCAAAAUUUGAAUUGGAAGAAGAAGGGUUUUUUGUUAAACCCGUUAAAGCAAAACCGUCCUCAGAACUUUCAGAGAAAUUAAAUUGUACGUAUCAAUUUGAAAUAGUAGAAGAAAAUUGGAAUGUAGAAAUGCUGCCCAAAAUUCGAGAAUAUCAAAGGUUCUUUGCUAAAUUCUACCUUUACGCCGACCAAGACGAUGUUGAAAAUAUGAAAAAAACGACAGCUGAGAAAUUCACCAAAACAUAUUCUUCGAGGGAGGAAAUCUUCGACAGAUUCCUCAAAACAAUAUCUGAGUGGAACAUCCAAGAUGGAAAUAAAGAAAAGCUUAGUAAAUGGUGGACGCAACGUGUGCUUACGCUACAGCUUCUGUUUUCUCAAAUUGAGCCUUUAUCCUUUGGUGCAGUUAAUGACAACAUGAAGAUAUUUCGAGAGGCGACUGCCUCGUUCGCUAUCACACUUUUGGAAAAAAAAUCAUGCGAAAUUGUUAAACAACUGUGGGGUGAUGUUGGAAAAGAAAAAAACAUUGACCUCAAAGAACUGAACAUAGUGAGGAAGAGGUAUCUGCCUAAUAUCAGACACAUUACUGAUAGUAAUAUCGGCAGUAUAGAUCCAAAGGUUUUCACGCAACUGCUAUGGUUGAUGGAUAUGUGUCCAUUAAUAUUAAGGGAAUGUGAAAACGUGGAAAAAGCAAUCCAGUUAUGUCCCAACAAAAAGUUCAUCUUGGUUGGCGAAGGUAAAUUUGAGGAGUGGAUGAAAAAGUACUCAGUGUUCCAACAUCUAUCAAACUUGAAUAAAGACUACAAACUGCGCGACAAAAUAUUGCAGAAUUUCACUGUAUCAGUCCAAGGAAAGGAAGCACUUGAUCUUGUGACGGCUAUUGGAAGUGAUGAAAAUUUUUUAGAUAAUCUUACAACUGACAAUUUAGUGGAAAUGCUAAACGGUCCAUGUCGUAUAGGCGGAGAAAAAGAAUCACUACCUGAACCUUAUAUCGAACGCUACCUCUCGCGAAAUGUUGUAAAUAUCACAUAUUUAGAAAAAGUCCACGAAAACACAAUUGUUGUUUUAAAUUGUGCUAAUAACUUUGAUAAAGUAAAAGACAUUCUGGAUAAAUGUAAAUUAAUUGAGAUUAAUAACUUUCUACAGGAAGAAAAUCAAAAUGUUGAAUAUCUAACAAAUAAUGAAGUUCCUAUAUUUAAAUCUAGUGUGUAUAGAUAUACAGGUGAAUUAUUUAACGUUAGUAAAUCGAGCUUCGUUGGUAACAACGAAAACAUGUUUAAACUUGAUGAAUCAAAAUUUACUAAAACUGUAUUCGUAGGUAACCGUCAUUAUAGUGACUCUGAACUUCAACAAAUUUGCAACGAAAACAAAGAAAUAAAACAGUUUCACUAUUUUCAAGUUUUGAAUGAUGGAAAUUUAGAGUGGAUCAAAGGCAAGGGUGAUGUUAGUGAUGUCGAAGCUUAUAAAUUGUCGGAGAAAUAUUCUAUGGAAGAAAACGCGUUGUGGUCUUCUCGGUUAGAUGAUAACAUCAAUCUCAUCACUGGCGAUCCGGGAAUGGGUAAAUCUGAGCUAAUGAAGAGUCUUAAAAAUAAAUGUCCCCCGAAAUAUUGGACAGUCAUAAUUAGUCCCAAAGAUGUUAAUUUAUUUUUUCACAACACCAGUUUUCCAAAAACCGCAAAUUAUACAGAUUUAUUUGAAAAGUUUAUCGCGAACGAAAAAUAUCGAUCGCUCAGUAAACUCGAUCGCGAUUUUUUCGAAAUGUGCGUCAAAAAAAACGACGUUAUUUACGUGUGGGAUGCGCUCGACGAAAUUUUAAGCAAAAAUUUUGAUAUCGUUUUGAAUAUAAUCCUCGAUCUCUCAAAAAAAAAAUUGCGUCAGUGGGUUACCAGCAGACGACAUUUAAAAUCAUUUUUAGAAAAAAAAUUCAGUUUGCCACCACUUAGUCUAAACCAAUUUGGCGAACAAGAGCAACAAGAAUACAUUAGAAAACGUCUAAAAUCUUUUAUUUCUGCAGACGAAAUUGAAAUCACGCUCGAAAAAAUCAAAUCGUCUUUUGCGAUUGUUGAACACAUAGACAUUCUGGGUAUCCCACUCCAAAUAUUCAUGCUCACCGAACUGUUCCGUGAAAAUAGCGACAAAUAUUUGACACUUAUGGACAACACAUUCCUGUUGACCGAUCUGUACGAUUAUUUUAUUGACGCCAAAUUUAAUAACUUUUACAAAGACAAAAUCGGAUUUGAUUUUGAAAAUCCCCAAGUGGAAAAUAUAAUUCGUGGAGAAAAACGAAAAGCUUUAGAUUUAUAUGAAAUUGUGUCCUUUAAAGUAAUAUUUCCUGAAGAAAUUUUGCACCGAUUAAAUAUUGACUGCGAAAAAUGUAUAGAACAAAUUUUAGAAAGUUAUGCAGGUCUCGGUCUUGUAAAUGAAUUCCAAAAUAAUGUUCCGCAUUUUCUUCACAGCUCAUUCGCCGAAUUUCUCGUCGCUAUAUAUUUUUCAAAAAAAACUAAAAACGUUAAAGACCUAAUUGCCGACAUACUGUUCGAGGCAAAGUAUAAUAACGUCCGUUUCUUUUUUGACAUGCUGUUGGCCAAAAAUUCCAAAGCUCACAUUGCCGUUUUAUACAAAAAUUAUGAACUACUUAAAACGUACGACGACGAAAUUUUGUCACGCAAAGACGAAGGUGGCAGAAGCGUGUUACAUUUGAUUUCGUCAUGGGGGAAAAGACAUCCGCGUGUAAAAGUAAUGUAUGCAGAAGGGGAAUACAACGUGUACGAAGAUGGCAAUUUCGAUAAAAAAGCGGAAAGCAAAAUAUAUUUAGAAGCGAUGACGUAUUUGCAAGGGAAGAACGACGUUAGCGCACGUGACAUAUUGUUAGAUGCGACGCCUUUGUUUUAUGCUAGAAAAAGUGAGAGGUUAGGGGCGGAAAUACAACUACUUCAAACAAAAAAAGUUGAAUUGAAACAAACAUGCGCCCACGAAGAAAUAAUGAACAUUAUUUAUUAUUCUGCUUUGCUCGGUUACGACAACGUGUGCAAACUCUUCACAGUUGAAGAAUUAAAUAAGUUUUGGUGCGAAAUGAAAUUUGUUACUGCAGAAUAUGCUAAAACACCUCUGUUGUUGGCCUGUGAACUUGGUAAUUUAAAAAUCGUUGAAUAUUUUGUAAAAUCUGGCAUCGAGGUCAAUCGUGCUAAUAAAAACGGGGCGACACCACUUUACGUAGCUUCCAAAAACGGCUACGAAAAUGUUGUCGAAUACUUGACGACAGUCGGCGCUGAAAUUAAUCUAGCUCUUACUGACGGCUGGACACCAGUUCACGGAGCUUGCAAAAACGGCCACAAGAAAGUUGUUGAGUAUUUGGCGAAAGCCGGCGCCGAAAUCAAUAGCUCUAAUAAAAACGGCGCGACACCACUUUUCAUAGCUUCCCAAAACGGUCAUGAAAAAGUUGUCGAAUACUUAACGACACUCGAUGCCGAAAUCAAUCGUGCCACUGAUAACUGUUGGACACCAAUUCACGUCGCUUCCCUCCACGGCCACGAAAAGGUUGUCGAAUACUUGGCGAAAGCCGGCGCCGAGGUCAAUCGCCCUCUUUCUGAAGGCUGGACAUCACUUUAUUUGGCUGCCCAAAAUGGCCACAAAAAAGUUGUCAACUAUUUGACGACAGUCGGCGCCGAAGUCAAUCGUGGUAGUAAUAAGGGUACGACACCACUUUAUAUAGCUUCCCAAAAGGGUCACGAAAAGGUUGUCGAAUACUUGGCAACAGCCGGCGCCGAAAUCAACCGUGCCACUAAUAACGGUUGGACACCUCUUCACAUAGCUUCCCAAAACGGCCACGAAAAGGUUGUUGAGUAUUUGACAACAAUCGGAGCAGAAGUCAAUCGUGCUACUAAUAGCGGUUUGACACCACUCUAUCUAGCGUCCCACAACGGCCAUCACAAAAUUGUUGAAUAUUUGGUGACAAUCGGCGCCGAAGUUAAUCGUGCCAUUAAUAACGGCACGACACCACUUUACAUAGCUUCUCAAAAGGGCCACAAGAAGGUUGUCGAAUACUUGGCAACAACCGGCGCCGAAAUCAAUCACGCUAAUAAAAACGGUGCGACACCACUUUACAUAGCUUCCGAAAACGGUCAUGAAGACAUUGUCAGAUACUUGACAACAGUCGACGCCAAAAUCAAUCAUGCUACUAACGACGGUGCCACACCACUAUUCAUAGCGUCCCAACAUGGCCACGACAAAAUUGUCGAAUAUUUGGCGGCAGUCGGCACCGAAGUCAAUCGUGGCAUUAAUGACGGCACUACACCACUUUACAUAGCUUCCCAUAUCGGCCACGAAAAAAUCGUCAAAUCCUUGAUUGCCUUCGGUGCCGAAGUCAACCGUCCUAACAAGAACGAUACGACACCUCUUUACAUAGCUUCCCAAAAUGGCCACGAACAUAUUGUCAAAUACUUAACGACACUCGGCGCCGAAAUCAAUCGCUCUGAUAAUGAAGGUUUCACACCACUUCACAUAGCUGCCGAACAUGGCCACAACAAAGUUGUCGAAUACUUAGUAACAGUCGGCGCCGAAGUCAAUCGCGCUACUAAUGACGGUUGGACACCACUUCACAUUGCGUCCCAAAACGGACACAAAAAAGUCGUCCAAUACUUGGCGAGCGUCGGCGCCGAGGUCAAUCGUGCCGCCAAGAACGGUACGACGCCACUUUACAUGGCGUCGCAAAACGGCCACGAAGACGUUGUCCAAUACUUGGUGACAGUCGGCGCCGAAAUUAAUCGCUGUGUUAGUGGCGGUUGGACACCACUUCACAUAGCUUCCGCGGAUGGCCACGAAAAAAUUGUCGAAUACUUGGCGACAGUUGGCGCCGAUGUCAAUAGUGCUACCGAUGACGGUUGGACACCACUUAACGUAGCUUCCCAAGACGGGCACAUAAAAGUUGUCGAAUACUUGGUGACAGUCGGGGCCGACAUCCAUCGCAAUCAGAAUGACGGGUGGACACCACUUCACAUAGCCUGUCAAAACGGCCACGAUAAAGUUGUCGAAUACUUGGUAACAGUCGGGGCCGAAAUCAAUCGUGCCACUAAGGACGGUACGACACCACUUAUAGCGGCUUCCCGACACAACCACGAUAAUAUUGUGGCUUUCUUGACAUGUGCGCAAACAACUCUAUAGGAGUAAAAUGUAAGGUUAUAACAUUUACCCGUAAAUCUAACUUUAUUGUAUUUCCAUAUACUUUGAAUAAUGUUACUCUCGAACGCGUUUCUGAAAUCAACGACUUGGGUGUAAUCUUACGGUUUGCUAGUCAUUUUGAUUUUGUUCUGAAUAAGUCAUUUCGAACUUGUGGCUUUAUCAAACGUCAGUCUAUUGAUUUUUGGAAUAUUAGUGUACACAAAUUGUUUGUAACUUUAGUUAGACCGAUUUAUUCUUGAAUAUUGUUUUGUUAUUUGGUUCCCAUUUUAUAAAACCUACGUUGAUCGUCUUGAAAGAGUACCACGUAAGUUUGUCAAUUAUCUACUUUUUAAAAUGAGAAAAUAAGGAUAACUACAGCUAUGACCAAAGGCUUGUACUUGUAAACCUGAAACUACUGGAGAGUAGAAAACAAAAGGCUGAAAUUCGUUUGAGUUAUAAGUUGUUCCAGAAUUGCAUUGACUGCCUUGGCAUAGUUACGUUGUUUGAUAUUAGAGUACCUGGAUUAGGUUCUCGUUGCUCUGAAACUUUUAUACCUAGAUUUCAUCGUACCAAUUGUACGUUUCAUCCACAUAUGGAUAAUAUAGUUAGAUCUAUAAACAAAAUUUCAAAUAAUCUGGAUUUUUUUUAUGUAACUUUAUCUUCUUAAGCAGCUACCUGAAAAAUCUUUAAGUUGUAUGGAUUAGUUCGUUUUAGUUUUUAUGUACUUCUUUUUUGUAAUUACUUUGCACAGUUUAGUUCUAUUUUCGAUGUCAUCUUAUGGAUCUUGUAUCUUUUUCGACAUUUAUAUUAAAAGUACAAAUACUACAACUCUGGAAAUUAAUCAUUCCUAUAUUAGUAACAAUAGUGCUAGAUAUAUUAGUAACGUUGUCUGUGACAAUCCACUGAUUGAACAGUACUUGUCGUCAGGGGCGGACUGGCACUUUGAAAGUGGCCCGGGCAAAAGAUUUAACCGGCCCUGGAGGCGACCCUCAUUUACUACUUAUAGUAAAUUUUGUCUGUGAUAUUUUGUAAAAUCAACAAUUUUACAUUUAUGUAUUAAUUAAUAAGGUUAAAAUAACUAAUUUUAUUUAGAAAUACGCUCAGGAAGUAAAAAGUUGUAGCAAUUUUAUUAUUUAUAUUCAUUAUACCUAUAUUAUACAGAUUAUUUUAAUAAUUUGGCCAUAACGGCACUUUGACCCGACAGUGUAUCUAUAACAAUAUUACAGUCAAUGACAUCUAACAUGAUACUUUCAACAAACAUCAUUGUAAAUGCUUCCAAAUGAUCAUCCGUCAAACUAUGUCGUAAUCUGUUUUUGACAAUUUUAAGCUUCGAAAAACUCCUUUCACAACCAGCAGACGAAAUAGAUAGAGUUAACAAAAAUUUAUACACAAGAAAAAGAUUUUCAUAAGCACUUGAAUAAAGAUUGUGUUUCAUUAAAAAUGUAUAACAAUACAAAGCACACUGUUUGCAGGAUUUGCAGGAUUUUUGGUUACCACAAUCGUCACUAAAAGUUGACUCUUCGGAUACUGUUUGUUUUAAUUGAUCCCAUUUUGCAGCAAAAUCUAAAAGUUCUUCUCGUAUUUGAGACGGAGUAAUUUCGGUAUUAAAUUUUAUUAAAAUAUUGCAUAGUGGAACAAAUAAAUCUGAAUUUAAAGUUUCAGAACUUAUAUUGUUGAAUUGUCGGGGAUUAAAUACAGCAAGCAUAGUAUAAAUUUUUUCGUUUUUAGUAAAUCUUGUACUAAAACUUUGCGCAAUAACGUCCAUAACUACAUUGUAUACAUCAAUUUUAUAUUUUUCAUAGGGGUUAUCAAUACAAUAGUCUGAAGUUUUUCCACCCGACAACAUUUUUUUUUACGAAUUCGCAGAAUAUCUAACUGCGAAUUGAUUAUUACCGUAGACGCGUCGUUUUCUUUUCCCAAUUCAUUAUUUGCCCAUUCUACAAAUUUAUCUGUUGUUGACUUUAAAUGAUCAAAAUCUCUGGAUAUUGCAGUUAAAGAAUUUUUUGUUCCAGUAAUCAUUGUUUGCGCUGUAAUUAGGUCUAGUCCAGAUGUUUGUAAAUAUUUUGAUGUAGGUGAAGUAUCCUGAAAAAUUCUCAAAUACAUAUUGGCGGUUAAAAUGGUUUCAUAUUUUGAAAGUGAAUUUAAGUAGGAAGUUGCUUUAUAUCGUGUGUCAGAAUUUAAAAUUUCUGAUUUUGAUAUACCUUCAAGAACCUCUAUAAUUGUAACAAAAAGGGCAUUACUUGUGUAACCAUAACUUCCAAAAAUUUUUAACACUGCAAUAAAUUUAGAAUUCCAUCUUGUUUCUUCUAUUGUACUUAAAACUUUUCGAGAAGACUCUUUCCAAAUGUCCAUUCUAGUGUGAGAUUCUUUAAAGAAAACAGCAAUACCAUUUAACAAACCAAAUAAAGAUGUACACUGAUGUGGUUUUUGUGUAAUAUCUGUUAUUACUAAGUUUAAAAUAUGAGCAUAGCACCAGAAAUGUAUGUGUUCAGGAUUAGAAGUAGCCAUCCAAGAACUAAAAGCAUUAUAUUGCCCUUGCAUAUUUGCAGCACCAUCGGUGCUACUACCUACACAAUAUUUUAAAUUGAUAUUAUUGUCGGCCAACACUUUUGCUAUUAACUCAUAAAGAGCUUGGCCUUUUGUAGAACUUGUACUUUUUAAUGCAAGCAAUGUUUCAUGCACAGAUUCAUCAUCUACAUAUCUAAUAAUAAUAGAAGUUUGAUUUGUAACUGUACUGUCUUGUGUUGUAUCAAUUUGAAUUGAAUACAUUCCGAUAUUGGUAAUUUUUUCUGAAAUCUUACGCGUUAUUAAAUUUUUGAUAAUAUUUACAAUGGAAUUUAUAGUUGUUUUGGACAAAAAAGACACAAUAUUACCCCUACCUUUCUUGCCACGUGUAUAUUGCUUUUGCUUUUCUAAAAUAACACGAUUAAUAUGUGAAUUUAAUAAGGGGUCAAAUUUUUUUAGCAGUAAAAUAAGUUCCAAAAAGUUACCAUGAUUAAUUUUUGAAUUGGCCAAAGAAAGAAUAUCCUGAUUUCUGUGACCUCUGUAGGCAAUACCACAUUUACCAAUUACUUUUAUUACUUCUAUAAUUCGCAUUAAAAUAUCUCUUCUCUUCUGAACUUGACUUAAACGAAUAUUUUCUUGUUUUGGUACGUAAGACAGUAUAUUUAAUUUUUUCAAUAGCAUCAAAUAUGCUUCAGCAGAAUUUUUGUCACUUUGACUUUUUUCAUGCUCAUCCACUCUACUGUAAAUAUGUUUAGGAUGAAUACUUUUUACACCACUUUUAAAUAUACUAGAUUCUUUGCUGUAAACCAUACAAACUGUACAAAAUAAAGUUUUUGAGUGUUCAUUAUAAGUUAACCAAGUACGCCGCACCCCACUUUUCCUGCGAAAGAGUGUAAUCGGAUUGAAUGGUAAAUCUUUUACAUCACAUGGUUGAAUUGGAUGAAAUUUAAAAAAGCUAUCAAUGUCACUUGUUGCUGGGAUAGAAAAAAAUUUAUUGCUUUCGACGGGUGGCAGAAACUCUUGUUCUGAUACUUUUUGUUGUGAAGAAACAUCUUCCAGAAUCGUUGAAGUGGUAGGUUGCUUCAAUCCAAGUUGCACCGCUUCAACAGGUUCAAUAGGAGUAGUGCUUGUAGAUUGUGCAGGUUGACUGUCACUUUCAACAUUUUCUUUACGCAAUUUAAUAAAUGAAGACAAGGGCUUGUAAAACUUGGCUUGUUCAUCCAAAGCUUUUUUUUUCUUUUCGCGUAAUUUUUCCGCACCGCCUUUGACCACUUUUCUUUUAACACCCUUCCCACUUGUGCUUGGUUUGUCCAUUUCGACAAACUAAAUAGUUUUGAAAAAGCCAUAAUGCAAAUACUAUUUUUACAGAUAAAAAAAAAGUAAUUUACCUUACAGUGAUGAUUAUAAAUUGUCACUUAAUGGAAACCUCACGAUCUACGUACACCCGCAAUGGUUAAGCAGAGACAUAAGACUGAUUCUUAGAGAAAGAUAAGUUUUCGAUUAGGCCGAUUGUAUAUUUUGUUAAGCAUUAAUUAAAAGAGUGUGAAAAUAGUACGUGCUUAAUUACCUAAACGUGCUUUUUGCAUUUCAUGCUUUGUUAAUGUUAUUUAAACUCGAUACAUAUCACGGUGUAUCAUAUUUCGUCGGCGGUGCCGCCAACAUUGUUAAACAAAAUUUAAAAGUUUGACUUUGAGAAAUUAUUAUUAUUGUCUAUUCAGCGUAACCGGCCUACCGGCCCAUCAGUUCGACGGCCCAUCGAGCGAAUGCCCGGUAGCCCGCCUGGCCAGUCAGCCCCUGCUUGUCGUUGUAUGUAUUUAUUCGUUUCUAAAAAUAACUAUAUCAAUAUAGACCAUAAUUUUUACAAGGAAUAAUAAUAUAAGCGACAGACAAAAAGAGAAGAGUUAUUAAUAACAAUACAUUUACAAUAACAGACAAAAUCAAGUUUUAUAAAAAACUACUUGUGUUUUCUCUAUUAUUACUUAAAUACGCAGAACACGAACAUGGUACCGUUUAGUAUUGAGUACAUAUUUACUGAUCCGAUUAUUAAAAAAACUGAGAAGAAGAAAAUUCCAAAAACACACAACAACCAAGUAAAGGAAAACUUGUUCAAGAAUCAGUGAUGGUACUACAAACUACUGACUUUUACGAAAUGCAACACAAAUAAGUAAAAAACGUUCGUACAGAGUAUUAAAUACUCCAAUAUCAAGGAUUAUUUUCAAUGUUCGUUUGUUGUUGUAGUGAUGCCUUCCUGAGACAUCAAUCAGCCAUGUUUCUCAUUUUUCUUCUGAAGAAAUCGACUUGUUCCGAUGAAUUGUGGAAGAAUAUUACAAUAUUAACAGAAAGUGGACGUUUGGUUAUGUGUUUAGGAUGGGCUUGGAAAACUUAUUGACGAAGAGUUUGGAAACAUCGGCAAGAUGAUAAACAGAGAUUUCUAGAAGACAGAUUUAAUGUUUUUCCCUGACGACUUUCCAACGUAGUUGUCUUCGUGGAGCAUGAAAAAAUGACAAAUUUUUGUAAAAAUUGACACAGGACUCGAAGACACACCAAAAGUCAAAACGCUUCAUCAAUCCAUUCCCCAAAUCAAAUAUGUAAAUAGAUGGAUUCAAUAAACAUGUCAAAUAUA